GUUCCGCACUACAUUUCCCACAAUCCUCUGGAAUGUGCGUCUGGGUGUGUGGGAGAAAGAUUAAAAUUGCACCAUCUGCAGACUUUGAUUUGGUAUCAAUGGCUGCAGCAGAUAUUUUCUACAGGGCUUUGCUGUAUUAUGAGCUGUAGUAAACCAUCACACUUCGAUCGUUUCUCAGGAGGAUCUGUGGCAGGUGCCACUAUCACUGGACCCUCACCUGACAUCAGCAACCAGACCAAAAUGGAAGCUAGUUUUGGAUCCACGUUUCCAGCAGUCCCUCAAGUAGCAAAAGCGGAAACUAAUUACAAACAGCACCGUAGAACCCCUUCAUCCUCCAGCACUCUGACCUACUCCCCUCGUGACGACGAUGAUGGCAUGCCACCCAUUAGUACCCCUCGUCGCUCAGACUCUGCCAUCUCGGUUCGCUCUCUGCACUCCGAGUCCAACAUGUCGCUGCGCUCCACCUUUUCUCUCCACGAGGAAGAGGAAGACACAGAGCCACAGGUGUUUGCGGAGCAGCCCUCAGUUAAGCUUUGUUGCCAGCUGUGCUGCAGCGUGUUCAAGGACCCCGUCAUCACCACCUGCGGACACACAUUCUGCAGGCGAUGUGCCUUGACCUCAGAGAAAUGCCCCGUGGACAAUUCCAAGCUCACAGUGGUAGUGAAUAACAUAGCGGUGGCCGAGCAAAUCGGAGAGCUUUUCAUUCACUGCAAGUACGGCUGUCGGCCAGCUGCCUCGGGCAAACCCGGAGCCUUUGAGGUUGACCCACUUGGCUGUCCUUUCACCAUCAAGCUUAUCACCAGGAAAGAUCAUGAAGUAAGCUGUGACUACAGACCUGUUCGCUGUCCCAACAACCCCAACUGCCCUCCAUUGCUCACCAUGAACCUGGAGGCCCAUCUGAAAGAGUGUGAACACAUUAAGUGCCCUCACUCUAAAUAUGGUUGCACCUUUAUCGGGAAUCAGGACACGUAUGAGACGCACCUGGAGGUGUGUAAGUUCGAGGGGCUGAAGGAGUUUCUCCAGCAGACAGAUGACAGAUUCCAUGAGAUGCAGGUGACACUGGCGCAGAAGGACCAGGACAUCUCGUUCCUGCGCUCCAUGCUGGGCAAACUCUCUGAGAAACUAGACCAGCUGGAGAAGAACUUGGAACUCAAGUUCGAUGUGCUGGAUGAGAACCAGAGUAAGCUCAGCGAAGAUCUGAUGGAGUUCAGACGAGAUGCUUCCAUGCUGAAUGAUGAACUGUCUCACAUCAAUGCCAGACUCAAUAUGGGUAUACUGGGCUCCUACGACCCCCAGCAGAUCUUCAAAUGCAAGGGUACUUUUGUGGGCCACCAGGGUCCGGUGUGGUGUUUGUGUGUCUAUUCUACCGGUGAUCUUCUCUUUAGUGGGUCAUCAGAUAAGUCCAUCAAGGUUUGGGACACAUGCACCACAUAUAAGUGCCAGAAAACCCUUGAGGGCCAUGAUGGAAUAGUGUUGGCAUUGUGCAUUCAGGGGAACAAGCUUUACAGUGGCUCAGCUGACUGCACCAUUAUUGUUUGGGAUAUCCAGACCUUGCAGAAAGUGAACACUAUCCGGGCACAUGACAACCCAGUGUGCACUCUGGUGUCCUCACACAACAUGCUAUUCAGUGGCUCUCUCAAAGCCAUUAAGGUGUGGGAUAUUGUGGGGACGGAGCUGAAGCUAAAGAAGGAACUAACUGGCUUGAAUCACUGGGUUCGAGCUCUGGUUGCUUCUCAGAAUCAUCUGUACAGUGGAUCUUAUCAAACCAUAAAGAUCUGGGACAUCCGUUCUCUGGAGUGUGUCCAUGUGCUCCAGACCUCUGGAGGCAGUGUGUACUCCAUUGCAGUCACCAAUCACCAUAUAGUUUGUGGCACCUAUGAGAACCUCAUUCAUGUUUGGGACAUUGAGUCCAAAGAGCAGGUGCGGACGCUGACGGGCCAUGUGGGCACAGUGUAUGCCCUGGCCGUCAUCUCAACCCCCGAUCAGACCAAAGUGUUCAGUGCCUCCUAUGAUCGCUCUCUCAGGGUGUGGAGCAUGGACAACAUGAUCUGCACCCAGACUCUGCUGCGGCACCAGGGCAGCGUAACGGCGCUCGCUGUGUCCAGAGGAAGACUCUUCUCUGGAGCUGUAGACAGCACCGUAAAGGUGUGGACGUGCUAAAUGUGACCGCUAAUCAUUAGUAGUUGUCAACAUGUUGAGUAAUACGUCACAAAUCUCUUGCAACUCUGUGGACUCGGGCAUCUGUCCCGUGUGAAUUUUGCAGUAAACUGUUGGACAAACACGCCUUCUUCGUGCGCUGGAUGGAUGUUGCUUGUUUCCGAUUACCGGAUUCUCUUGACAGCAAACAGAAUCUCCAAACCUUCACUGUAUUUUAUAUACACAAGAUAAUUUCCUAUAGAAGUAUGAUUUAGAUUUGGCAAGACUUCAACUCUACAAAUGAAGCUGAAUCCAGUCUAAGGUCAUGUUCCCUGCAGACCAUGGAAAAGUUGGUGGCCUGUUGAACUUUGACCUUCAUAAGUUGCAGUCUCAUGACUGAGUGAGUGCCUAAGCUUCAGUCUGAUGCCAGUGGAGAUGCAUGGAGCAACCAUCAUCCCAGGGCUGAAUGAAGACCUACACUACACCAACUUGGGCCUGAAACAGCAGAGCAUUGUUUUGGACAACACAGUGCCCACGCUUUUAUCUCAGAUUUGACAGUGCCAACUGAGCGGCCAGAACUGCUCAGAUAUUUUCUAACUGCCCGUUGACCGAUGUGAAACCUUUGUAUGACGGUAUAAUGGCCUACUCAUCCAUCAUGCUUUUGUGUAAAUAAUGCUAUGGUUCCUUACCAACGGUGCAACUUCUCCAUGCAUGGUUCCAUGUUUGCCAUGGAAGUCAGAUUUUGCCCAUGCAAAUCUAGUAAGACUUUUAUAAUGUAAUUCAUGCUAGUUACUAAAUCAUUUUGAACAGAAUAACAGUAAUUCUGAUUAGUCUGAUGAGUGUAAAGCACUUAAUUCAUUAUCACUGAGCAUCCUAGCAUAACUUUUAAGAAGUAAUGAGGUCAAUGGAGUGGAAGGAAACACUGUUGCAUUAAGUUGAGUUCCCCUCUCAGCUUUAAGUGAAAAUUCACCCAAAAAUGAAUCAUAUUUUACUCUUUCUGUCAUCCCAAACCUUUAUGACUUGAUUUCU
Molecule: messenger RNA, 3165 nt
Organism: Sinocyclocheilus grahami
Lineage: Eukaryota; Metazoa; Chordata; Actinopteri; Cypriniformes; Cyprinidae
Gene: traf7
Product: TNF receptor-associated factor 7
Exons: 21
Coding region: 139-2160 (673 amino acids)
Biological process (GO): ribosomal large subunit assembly; Notch signaling pathway
Cellular component (GO): nucleolus
Molecular function (GO): protein binding
Source: RefSeq, a predicted model, not a curated record